GAUAUAAAUCUUUUUAUUAAUACCUUUAAUAAAAUCAAUGUGAAAGAAUGAUUUUUAAAUCUCUUCUAUAAAUUUAUAGUAAAUAAUAAAACGUAAACAGCUGAUUAGAUAUCUUAUAUAAGAUUAAAUGACGCGCAAAAUUUCAUAAGCGUAGGAUUAUUAUUAAUGCGAACCAUAAUUGUAAGUUUUCUAAAGAUAAAAACAAUUAUGUUUUACCUGUAAUAGUUGUCGUUUAUAUGUUAAUAUCAAUAUGCGCAAAAACGUUCCAUCGUGGUUUUAUAAUAUUUCGUCAAAUUCAAGAUGCAGUAGAAUAUCUUCUUAUGCAGGCGUGUCAUAUCGAGAAUACCGUCGAUUAUCUCCUAAAGGUCACGUUGAUGAUGGAAAAAUUGAUUUAAAAACUGUCAUACUUGAAAAAUAGAAGAAGAAGCUGGAUUCUAAAUUAAGGAGUUCUAAAUUAAGUCCGUUCAUUACCCUCGCCCUUUACCCCGAUUUUCUUUAUAAUUUAGAAGCCAUUAAUGAGAAUAGGCGUGAUUCCUUAACUAUUUCGAUGAACAAGAUCUCAUUUUAAAGGCGUAGGUUUAAUCUAUCAUAUAUUGUUAUCGAAUUUUUAAAAAAGCUUUUUAUUCGUGCAUAAAAUAUUCUUCAAAAAUAUUAUCUUUCAACAUGAUUUUUUUUCAAAGAAAAUAAAGCUUUUUCAAAAAUUCGAGAACUAUAUACGAUAGAUUAAGCCUUCGUCUUUAAAAUGAUAUCCUGUUGAUCAAAAUUGAUCAAGAAUUAUGCCUGUUUUUAUUGUUGGCGUAAAUCCUAUUUUCGACAUUUUUCGCGAAGAAAAAGUUUAGUACUGUGGCGCCCCUCGACAUUUGCGUAGCGAUUGCUUACUUAUUUGCAUGAUGGGUAAAUAGCUGAUGUUUAGAACUUAUGAACAUUCUAAAUCCAAAGAAAUACGUUUCACGAUACUCGCAUGGAGAAGCUACGAUAAUUUACUCUCUUAACGUAUAAUCAUACAAAUUUCAUUUAUUAAAUUAUUCUACGAACCAAUAAUACGAAGGACAGUGUAAUAUAUAUAUAUAUAUAUAAAUUAAAUUAAAUAAAAAAUGAGGCAUGUUGAAUAAAUACAUGACAUACACAUAGUACGACAUGAUGAACAACAUGAUAUAAAAUGCAUCUGUCACAGAGACUUCAUCAUUAGAAAAUUAGAUCUCAGAAUACGUUAUAUCUGUGAUAAUUGUCGUUUAUACUAAUAUCAAUAUGUCUGUGCAAAAACGUGCCUGUGGUUUUAUUAUAUUUCGUCGAAUUCAAGAUACAAUAGAAUAUCUUCUUAUGCAGGCAUCAUACGGGGAGCACCAUUGGUCACCUCCUAAAGGUCACGUCGAUGAGGGAGAAACUGAUUUUGAAACUGCUUUACGUGAAACAGAAGAAGAAGCUGGAUUUGUAAAAAAUGAUAUAAAAAUUUUUCAAGAUGCCAAAGUAGAAUUAAAUUAUAAUGUUAAUGGUAUUCCUAAAACUGUCAUAUAUUGGUUGGCAGAACUUAUAAAUCCUAAUCAGCCUGUCAGAAUGUCUAGCGAACAUCAAGCAUAUAAAUGGUUAGGUUAUCAGGAAGCUUGUAAUCUUGCAAAAUAUGCGGAUAUGCAAAGUGCUCUGACACAGGUUAAUGAAUAUAUAAAUAAAAAUAUAAAAAAGAAAUAAUAUAUAAUAUAAUUAAAAGUAUUUCUUUAUAAAAUAAAGUAUUUCUAAAUACUUACGCAAUAAAAGUAAAAUAUAAAUAUUGUGAGAU
Messenger RNA from Vespa velutina, 1774 nucleotides. RefSeq names its product bis(5'-nucleosyl)-tetraphosphatase [asymmetrical] (gene Apf). The coding region runs from base 1249 to 1686 and encodes 145 amino acids. NCBI's taxonomy places the organism in Eukaryota, Metazoa, Arthropoda, Insecta, Hymenoptera, Vespidae. Gene Ontology annotation, biological process: ATP biosynthetic process; AMP biosynthetic process. The transcript is spliced from 4 exons. Gene Ontology annotation, molecular function: bis(5'-nucleosyl)-tetraphosphatase (asymmetrical) activity. The record is from RefSeq and is a predicted model, not a curated record.